AUGGUAGAAGGCAUAACUACAACCUUGAAUGGGUAUACGUUGCACGACAAAACUCAGCCUCCGUCGCAGUUAAAAGUGGCCAUCAUCGGGGCCGGUCUAGGUGGCCUGACACUGGCCCACAGUCUGAAGAAAUCAGGGAUUGACUUCACCAUCUUCGAACGUGAUCAUGCCACGGACGCAAGGCCGCAAGGCUACCGCAUCAAAGUCCACGGAGAUACAACUGCCGCCCUCCGUGCUGUCUUGGGCAAGGAUUUAUGGCAGGAUUUUGAGCAGACAUGUGGAGAGACUGUCCUAGGGGAAACGAACAUCAAUGCAAUCACGGGGGUGGUCACUGCGAGCAGAAAGGGAAAGGCGGGUUUCGGGGACAGGGACACUUACACGGUCGACCGUUCGAUGCUGCGCAAGGUUCUGCUGAAAGGUCUUGAGUCUAAUAAUGUCCUCUGGAGGAAGGAAUUCACUCAUUACGAACUGCAGGACGAUACCACAGUAGUGGCACAUUUCCAAGAUGGCACUACGGCAAAAGCAAACCUCCUUAUCGCUGCCGACGGGACUCGCUCCAGAGUGAGACGACAAUAUCUCCCCGCGCACCGUGUGCUCGAUUCAGAAGGAGUCUGUAUAUACGGAAAGACUCCUAUCACACCUGCGCUGACUGAACGAUGCCCCUCACACCUUUUCCAGUGGAUGACUCUGGUCUAUGACAACGCACCCGCGAUGGAGAGUAUCAUAAUAGGUGACAAUCCGAUCACACUGUUCAUGGAGCCAAUGCGGUUUCCUCAUCGGGGCCGGAGAGAUGACCUACCGGAUGAUUAUGUGUACUGGGCCUUGUUGUUUCGCAAGAGACUGCUAGCAUCCACGGAGGAAGAGCUCGAGGAACUUCUGGAACAGCCUGGAAGAGAGCUCACGUUGUCCAUGACCAGUGAAUGGGACCCUUCAAUUCACGGUCUCCUAGAGUUACAAGACACGAGGGAUACAGCAGCGAUCAGAAUCCUCAGUGUCAGUCCUGACAUUCAGGAGUGGUUUCCUGAUCCUCGCAUCACGGUUUUAGGGGAUGCUAUCCAUGUAAUGAGUCCUACCGGUGGAGUGGGUGCAUGUACGGCAAUCAAAGAUGCUUAUGUGCUUGGCUCCCUCUUGGCAGAAAAGGGACUAUCGACGGCGACGAUAGGUGAGUAUGAGAGUCAGAUGCGACAGUACGCUGCUAUUAGUGUACAAAGAAGCUUUGCAGGUGGGAAGAAGAAUUUCAACAUGGAGCCUUUUACCAUGUGUAAGCAGGCUAACUUCUAA
This is a messenger RNA of Aspergillus bombycis, 1281 nucleotides long. RefSeq names its product FAD-dependent oxidoreductase. Lineage: Eukaryota; Fungi; Ascomycota; Eurotiomycetes; Eurotiales; Aspergillaceae. Gene Ontology annotation, molecular function: FAD binding. The coding region runs from base 1 to 1281 and encodes 426 amino acids. The record is from RefSeq and is a predicted model, not a curated record. The transcript has a single exon.